Setaria italica (foxtail millet) is the source of this 4797-nucleotide messenger RNA. Its product is annotated as disease resistance protein RPM1-like. Gene Ontology annotation, biological process: defense response to other organism. Gene Ontology annotation, molecular function: ADP binding. Lineage: Eukaryota; Viridiplantae; Streptophyta; Magnoliopsida; Poales; Poaceae. Bases 1531 to 4548 code for a protein of 1005 amino acids. The record is from RefSeq and is a predicted model, not a curated record. The transcript has 3 exons.
GAGUUGGGGUUGUCAUAUCAUCAACCAUUCCGCAUCCAUGACAAGGUUCUUCGCUUUUUGGAUGUCAAUGUGUGUGUUCUGUGCUUCUGUGUGCGGCACAAAGCUGCCGGCGGCGGCAGCACAAAGCACAGGAGUUUCCAUUUGUACUUAGUAGAGAUAAUUGAUAUUCAAUUAGGUAUUGGAGCCUCAAGUAUGCUUGCUGUCUGUGAUGUAACAAUAAUCGUGUCUUGCAUUGCAUGAUGGGAGCUUGAAAUGUUUUGUAUCAAUGAUUUUCUCAUGUUACAUUGUUGCAAAGUGGAUGCUAAUGUUCUCAUACUUCUUAUCUUAUCUAGGUCCCUAUCCAAUUUUAUUUGUUCAAGAGUGAAGGCUCAACAGCAAGCGACAACUAUAAUAUAUGUGGCCGGAACGGCGGCAACGGAAGCAACGGACUGGAUCCCGACAGUCCGCGACGCGGUGGCAAGUGCUGAGGCAGACGAAGAACCUGCCUAGGAUCUUUUGGAGAAAAGCUUGUAGAGCCGUUGAAACUUGGUCGCCGUGGGUUGAUGUGGGGUGCUUCGGCUGGAGUGAAUGCGCCGUACUCCCCUCUGUAUAGCCAGUUGGUGGCGCUUGGAGCGGUGGUGUCGCUGCACACAGCUCCAGCUCCUCAGCGGCGCGCGGAUGUGGCCUUGGAGGUGACCGGUCUUGCUCAGGGAACUCCUAGCCGGGAUAGUAAUGGCGGAGCGAAGUCAAGGACACGGUGGUUGGCGGAGGAGUUCAUGGCGCGCUCGAACCACAUCAGCAUAGGUGCGCUGCACCUCCUCGGGCAUGUCGGGCACUAGUGACUCAGAGCAGUAUUUAGAGAAAUAAAUAAGGACGAGCAAGAGAUCCACUUCUCAGCAAAAUCCAGUGUUGAGAUGAUCAUUGUUCUGUUGCUGUACUUAUGUAACCAAAUUUCAGUACUCGCGGUAGGGAUGUGAAUCAUGGUCUAUACUACUGCCCUUCCAAGACUAGUAUGCUCCCUGCCUAUUCUAGAUGAUUCAGUUGAGCGAUGCUGUACUGAAACUGGGAAUUUUGUUCAGGAUCUCUAGCAGGUAUGGAAUAGUCCAAUUCGUUAUUCUCUACUCUAAAUAGAUGGUUUGUAAAAUAUAAACAAGCAAUACCUUUUUUGUAAAAUAAACAAGGUGUCAUUAAUAAUUAUUCUAUGGCAGAAGUGGUGAACAAAAUCAAAAGAAGUUGCCUGACUUGCGCUGCUUGUGCUUGUGCUAACGAAAAGAAACUAGUGAAUUCGUGUCCAGGGACCUCGCUCUUUGUCCGUGCGCGUGUGCACAAGGGAGACGAAAAGAAAACUAGCUAGCUGCCCCCCUUGGGCUUUACAGUUCAGCAGUGCGGCAGUUGGUAGGACUAGGAGUGCUUGCUGCCUUGCUCUCACCCCCGCAGUUCUUGCUGCUGCUGCUUCUUCUCCCCAACAACCCAGCCAUCCGCAGCCAUAUCGACACUGCAGAAUCCACACCACUCCACUGUGUGAGCAAUCGCAGCCUACCACCUGCCACUAUGGAUCUGGUGGUGGGCGCAUCGGAGUCCACCGUGAAGUCUCUGCUGGGCAAGCUCGGCAGCCUCCUCGCCCAGGAUUACACCCUCAUCCGGGGCGUCGGCCGCGACCUGCAGUACAUCACCGACGAGCUCCGCACCAUGCAGUCCUUCCUCCGUGACCUCGGCGACGCGGAGCAGGACCACCGGAUGAAGGACUGGAUGAAGCAGAUCCGCGACAUGACCUACGAUGUGGAGGACUGCGUCGACGACUCGGGCAACCGCAUCCACAACCCCCGCUGGCUCCGCGGCGACAUCUGCUGCUACUUCCUCGUCAGCAACGUCUACGAGGUCCUGACGUGGUGGCCUCGCCGCGACAUCGCCGGUAAGAUCUCCGACCUCAAGGUACGGGCGCAGCAGAUCAGCGAGCGGCGGCAAAGGUACGGCGUCAACAAUCCCGAAGCGGCCAAGGGUAAAAAUUCAGCUGCAGAGGGAUUCGACGCUGCUGGAAACCAGGACAGGAGCCUUGCUCUUGUUGCCGCCAUGGACCCCGUGGGUGUGGACGAGUUCAUGGAGAAGCUGGAGCACUGGGUGAAUGACGAGACAAAGAAGGCUGGUGUUCUGUCCAUCGUCGGCUACGGAGGAGUUGGGAAGACUAGAAUCGCCACCGCAUUGUACAAGAAACUCGGGGACCAAUUUGGCUGCCGUGCCAUGGUGACGGUGUCUCAGAGCUCCAACAUCGAGGCUAUCCUGGACAACAUAAGGAGUCAGGUCAAGCCUGAGAGCAACAAGGAUCACGAGCGACACGGCCGUUCGGAAGAGAGCCGUCUCGCAGCAGCCUUGGAAGGCUUGCAAGCUCAAAUCAGGAGAGGCAAGUCGACAAUUAAGGCCAAGUGCCGAUGCCUCGGCACCGCGCAGGAAACGGAGGGCGGCACCAAGCGAAACCAGCUCAACGACGAGCUCAAGGGCCACUUCCAGGAAAACAGUUAUUUGGUUGUGAUUGAUGAUGUGUGGUCUGCGACGACGUUGGAGAAUAUCAGAAAGGCAUUUCCUCAAACUGAUAAGCAUAGUCAUCGAGGAAGAAUAAUAGUUACUACUCGGUUCCCAGCAGUUGCUACAGCGCGUAGAGGACAAGAAGGCGAUCAUGUUCAUAAAGUUGUCCCUCUUUCCCUUAAAAAAUCCAUGGAGUUAUUUAACCAAGCUUACUCUGAAUCCAAACCAAGUCAAAAUGUAAGUGUUCCAGAUGAGGUAUGGAAGGUAUGUGGGGGUUUGCCAUUGGCAAUAGUGGCCAUGUCCGGUUAUGCGGCCUGCAACUCACACAAACAUCUGAAGUGGGAUGAAAUCUACACUAAAUUAUUUCCUGACAAGAAGAGGCGCGAAGAAUUGAAGAGUGGGGACAUCCUUAACUCCACCCCUGCUGAGGCGGGUAAGGAUACAAGGAAAGGUCUUACCCAGGAGGAGUUAGGCAGGAUAGUUAGUCAUUGCUACAAUGAUAUGCCUGCUGAGAUCAUCACCUGCUCCCUGUAUUUGAGCAUAUUUCCCAAGGGCAGCAGGAUUAGCAGGAAGCGCUUAAUAAGACGAUGGAUAGCUGAAGGCUUUGUUAGUGAGAAGGACGGGAUGAGUGUGGAGGAUGUUGCUGAGACGUACUUUGGCCAUCUUGUAAGGAGGAAGAUGAUACGAUCAGUGGAGCACAGCAACAGCGGGAAGAUCAAGCAAUGUGUAGUCCAUGACAUGGUUCUUGAGCACAUUGUAUCCAAGGCAAGUGAAGAGAAUUUCAUCACUGUGGUUGGGGGCCACUGGCUCAUGCACCCACCAAGCAGCAAAGUUCGCCGGCUGUCCCUCCAAGGGAGUGAUCCCAAGCGUGCAAAGGAUACGGAAAAGAUGAACCUGUCCCAUGUCCGGUCACUCACCAUGUUUGAAAGCUUGAAGCAACUGCCCUCCAAUUCGUUCAAGUUUGGAACAAUUGUGCAGGUCCUGGAUCUUGAGGGCUGCACGGAUAUCAAAGAGCAACACGCCAAGGAGAUAUGUGGCAUGUUUCUUCUCAAGUAUCUCAGCCUCCGAAGAACAGAUACUAAGGAGCUUCCUAAAGCUAUUGGAAAGCUUCAGAAUCUAGAGACACUGGACAUAAGGGAGACAAAGAUUGUUAAGCUGCCUAAAGAAGUUUGCAGCCUUGAACGACUCAUCAACAUACUUGGCGGUGACAAAGAAACACGCAGGGCACUGAAGCUCCCAGAAGAGUUUGUGAAGAAGCAGAAGAUGAAGGGCUUGCGAGUACUAUCAGGCAUUGGGAUUGUUGGGGAAUUAGAAGACCUUCACCAUUUGACGGACCUGAGGAAACUUGCCAUUUACAAGCUCGAACUCACAGGCGAUAGUGCGAAUUUGAAAUUAAGUUCCUCUAUCCAGUACCUCUGUGGCUACUCUCUGCACACCCUUGUAAUCCAUGAUGAGUCAUCCAAGUUCCUCAAAUGUCUGGAUGAGAUGACAUCUCCACCAGAAUCCCUUAUUGCCCUUGAGUUAUGUGGCAUGAUGGUUCAGCUCCCUGUUUGGAUCACACAACUUGAUGCUGUCACUAAGUUGACCUUAUCAAUAACAGCUCUCCGGACAGACAACUUAAGCAAGCUAAGCAAUCUCAAAACAUUAUUCUCCCUCACCUUUACACUUGCUGCAGAAAAACAGGGUCCAGAAAUUAUGGCCAUUCUUGCAAAAAAUAAGUUGUUCUCAGAUGGGCACAUCGUAUUUCCGGAUGGUGGAUUUGAGAACCUUAAGCUUCUUCGCUUGUGUGCUCCUGUCGUUCCAUUGGUGAGCUUUAUGGAAAAUGCCAUGGCAAAGCUUGAAAGGCUUGAGGUGCGGUUCAAAAUAUUGGAGGGCAUUUAUGGCGUAGAGAACCUUGCAAGACUCGAAGAGAUGUAUUUGAGAUUAAAUGACAAAGAUGGCGAAGCUAUGACCAACCAUAUAGUAGAAGAGAUGAAGAGUGCAGUAAGAGAAGAUCCUGCCAAUAAGUCCGUGGUCAGGAUAAUCUUUCAUAUCACCACGACAGAUUAAGACUAAUAUCAAAUUGUUUGGGUCAUUUUCUGAGUCAUUGCGAGCUUCCCGUGUAUCAUCAUAUUGACAGUUAUGCAUGUUUGAAAAGUCUUUAGUAAAUUACUUGCUUCAGGUGUUGCAUUUUACUCUCUUUAUUUUCAAACUUAUUAUGUACUUGUUCUAAUUAGUGUAAGUGAUGAACUUACCAGCCCUUUGUCGCAGGUUUACUUAACACGUAUCAGCACUUAAGCUAAUAUUCAGUUUUUCAAA